Messenger RNA from Ceratitis capitata (Mediterranean fruit fly), 653 nucleotides. It is a transcript of the gene Det, whose product is annotated as baculoviral IAP repeat-containing protein 5.2. Bases 140 to 547 code for a protein of 135 amino acids. NCBI's taxonomy places the organism in Eukaryota, Metazoa, Arthropoda, Insecta, Diptera, Tephritidae. The record is from RefSeq and is a predicted model, not a curated record. The transcript has 3 exons.
GCUCACCACACAAAGCUCGUUGCUAUGAAAUACGUAAAUGUCAUAUAGACAGCAGUUGAAAUGUUUGAAAACAUCAUAAGAAUUUAAUAGCAUCAAAUACAUAUUGCAAAUAAAUCGCCAAAUAAAUUAAUUGCGUAUAAUGGACUAUUCGAAAUUUGGUAAUAUGAUGGAAAAAAAUCGCAUUGAAAGCUUUAAAAAAUGGCCGUUUGACGAUAAGAAGGCUUGUAGUGUGAAAAAGAUGGCCGAGGCGGGAUUCUAUUGGAGCGGCAAUGAGCGUGAGCCAGAUACAGUUACUUGCUUUGUUUGUAAUAAAACUCUCGACGGAUGGGAACCAACGGACGAUCCUUGGAAGGAGCAUGCCAAGCAUGCGCCGCAAUGCAAUUUUGUGAAGUACGGACGAAAGGAGGCAGAUUUGACGGUGCAAGAAUUUAUAAAUGUAUUUAGUGUUGCUGUUAAAGCGCGAAUGGAUAAACAUUUCAACAAAACAUUGGAAGAUUUCAGGAAAUGCGCAGAAAAGGAAAAAGAAAAGUUGCUGCUCGGAAAAUAAAUUUAUGUAGUUCUCACUAUAUGUUUUAAUCAUAAGAUUUAUAUUAAGUAAUAAUAGAAUUAAUUCAAGCUAAAAUAAAAUUUGUUCGUAAAGCAGAGAAAUUAAA